Molecule: messenger RNA, 336 nt
Organism: Musa acuminata subsp. malaccensis (wild Malaysian banana)
Lineage: Eukaryota; Viridiplantae; Streptophyta; Magnoliopsida; Zingiberales; Musaceae
Source: RefSeq, a predicted model, not a curated record
AUGAAUUGUGAAGCAGCAGAAAUUUUACAAGAAAUCCAGCAACACAUGACUGUUCUGUCUAUGGAUCCCAAGAUCAAAUUGCCUAGGAAUUAUAUUUUGUCAUUUAGCAAAGCGUUGCAGUACUCCAAGGUCAAUGGUACUGCACAAAUGUCCAGUCCAACUUUGAAGCUGAACGGGGUUACUGAAGCCGAGAUAUGCAUGAUCGGAAACAUUUGUCCUGAGACCGUUGAUGAAGUUUAUGCUCUAAUACCAUCCUUGAAGGUAAAUAAAUAUAAGAAUGAAGGAUCAAUCACAGAGGUGCUGCCUAGUCUGGCAACCUUCAGAGCUUCAAAAUAA